UUAAAUAUGCUAAAAAAUUCAUUCCUCCUCUCUUCUCUUCCUCUUCAUUUUCUCUCUUCUUCUUCUUCUUCUAAUGGCUUCCUCACUCGAUCACAAUCAGCUACCAAACAUCCACGCCGGCGCCACUGCCGCUCCCCCGCCUACUCCCUCCUCUCAAACCAACCACCUCUCCACCUCUGCCGCCGCCGACGCUCUCUCCAAGCUCCUCCAUCGCCUACCGCCGAAUCUUUCCCUCCCUACUCGCCGCUCCCCCUCCGUUAUCCCACCGCCGACGAUUUCCUUCUCAGAAUCUCCUAAUCCUGACCUUCUCAACCGCCUUCUCUCCGCCGCCUCCGAACUCGGCUUCUUUCAACUCACCGAUCAUAAAAUCUCCUCUCAUCUCGCGCUCUCAGCUGAGUCGGAAUCCGCCCCUUUGUUCAAUCUUCCUGCUGAGAAGAAGGAGUCUCUGUUUCCAAAGAACUGGCCUCUUGGUUUCAAAGGCGAUGGAGAUGAAGAAUCGGACGGCAGCGGUGAAUCGUUAUGCUUCGAUUCGAGGAACUGUUUAUCCGAUUCGCCCGAAAUUUCUUUUCAUUCUUUGACAGACUUCGUUCUUGAAAUGGAGAGUCUCGGAUUGAAGAUCGUUGAGUUUCUGUUUCGUGCGAUUGGCUUUGAGAAUCCAAUCGGUGAAGAUCGUACUGGAUUCCGGUCGCUAGUAUGGAUAUCAGAAGGUUGUCGGAGCACGGAACCGGCAAUGGCCGGUGGAUUUUAUCCAUACAUUAUUGGACUGCAGUAUCAGAGCAGAAACCAGAAGUGUUCUCUGUUAGGGGAUUCCGGCUGGGUUGCGGCGGCGGCGGCGGCAGAUUCUGUGAUGGUUUCGAUCGGAGAUAUUGCGCAAGUGUGGAGCAACGGAAAACUCAAGAAGAUGAGAGGAAGACCGGUGCCAAUGGCAUCAAGCGUAGCAAAUACAAGCAGCACCAACUCACGAACAAUCUCAUUGUCGCUACUCAUUACUCUACCUGUUGACACUCAAGUCUCUCCUCUUCUUCUGUCAACUAACGAAAACGCAAAUGAGGAACAAUUCGAUAAAAAGGAAAGGGAAGAUGAUGGCGACAGCGGUGAAGGAAAGGAAAAGGCAGUGUUUCAUUCAUUUAACUUCGAAGAGUAUGCAUGGAGAGUGUAUCACGAUCGGUGCUUUUUGCUAAAAGAUCCGCUCAAUAGAUAUCGAAUUUGAAUCAAUCAAUGGGAUGGAUUGAGUUGCCAUUAUUGUUAUUAUUAUUUUUUAUUUAAAGCAGACUUUGGAGUCUAAUGCAUGAAGCAGUGAUGUGUGAGAUUAAUUAAUGUUACGUUAUUUAGUUUAUGUUUAUUUUCCUAAAUCUACAAGUAUGAUUGUACCUUUAAUUUUAGCCUUUAUAUCUUAUUAAUUAACAUAUAAUAUUUUAUGCUGUUAUACAA
This is a messenger RNA of Cucumis sativus (cucumber), 1431 nucleotides long. Its product is annotated as gibberellin 2-beta-dioxygenase 2. The record is from RefSeq and is a predicted model, not a curated record. The transcript has 2 exons. The coding region runs from base 74 to 1210 and encodes 378 amino acids. NCBI's taxonomy places the organism in Eukaryota, Viridiplantae, Streptophyta, Magnoliopsida, Cucurbitales, Cucurbitaceae.